ACAGGUUUUGAUAAUGCCAAACCGCCGUGAUCAAGUCGAACAUUGAAUAUACAAGGCGAAGAACGAAGAUAAGAGCAAGAGCUAAACGAAGACCAAGAACGAAGACCUUAAUCAUAGUAUUGAGUCGGUCUUUAUUGUGAUCAAGACCGACCCAAUCGUUACACUUUGGCUCUUUAGGCUAAAAACUCUCAUUGCAUUUCUUACAUCAUAAAAAUGAAAAUAAUAUACUCUCUGCGGCGAUGGGGUGUUUCUUCAGCUGCUUCCGCGUUAGCCGCGGCAGAGGCGAUUCUCCUGCCGCUGAUCGAUCCCUUUACAGAACCGUCUCCCAACCUGAAGUGCACUGCAAUUGGAGUCAGUUUUCUUCUUUAUUCAUUUCGACGGACGAGAAAGGAUCAAUAUGGCGUGGUCGCGUGGAAGCCAUGGCAAUGGAGAAACAUGACAAUAGCCUUUGUGCUAUUCUCUCUCUCGUCUCAACUAAGCGUCGCUGCAAAACCCUAGCAGCCCGCCUCCCUCUCUCUUUCGGCCGAAAAGCUUCAGACCGCCGGUCUCUCUCACCGGCAACCCACGGCGGCUCACCCUCUCCCUCGGCGUCCCUCUCUCUCCCUCGGCAGUCUCCUCCUCUCCUCAGCAAGGCCACCAUGUCCCAGAAAACACCCGUCACCGGCGCACCAUCAUCGUCACCGACUCCCCACUUGGCCUUCACGACCAUCUCCAACGUGAAGCUCCAUGUUCUGAUCCUUCUCAGCUUCUCCGAGCCCAACUACAAAAAGUGGAGCCGGCUCUUUCUUCUUCUCAUCCGCCGGUUCUCUCUAAGUGAUUUUCUCACCGGCAAGUCUACUCCGUCUAGCGCCGACGACUCCGAGUGGUUUCAACUCGACGCCCUCAUUCAAGGAUGGAUCCUAUCUACGGUGAAUGACGAAGUUUGUGAUCUUGUCCUCUCCACCACCAAUUCGGCUUCGGAGUUAUGGCAAACGAUCUACAAUCUCUUCCACGACAACAAGGCGGCCCGAGCUAUGCAACUUGAGCACCAAUUCCGCACUACAACGAAGGGCUCACUCUCCAUGACCGUCUAUUGCCAAACCCUACGGAAUCUAGCCGAUUGGUUGGACGAUGUCGAUGCCACCGUCUCCGAACAACAACUGGUUCUACAAGUCCUUCGUGGUCUUCCGGAUGAUCUUCGGGGCCAAACGUCCUUUCUCCAGUACCAAACGCCGCCCCCGACUUUCCUUCAAACCCGCUCGGCACUACUUUUAAUUGAACAACAACAAGCAGAUUUGGGGGUUGGCGGCAUCGGAGGGGACGGUGGGACAGACCUGUACUCGGGCAGUGGCAGCUCCAGCAGUGGCGGCCCCUGGCGCUAUGGCAGCGCUGGAGGGGGCCAUGCAGAUUCCAGCGGCGGGGGCAGUUCUGGACAGCCACAGCACCACCGGCAGCGUGGUGCACAACAGCGGGGUCGUGGUCGCGGCCGAAGCUCCGGGUCAAAUGCACGUCACACCCACGGGCAGCCCUCUGGAGAGUUCACCCACCCAAAUUCUACCCCAGGCCUUCUCGGGCCACGCCCUAACCCCCACCCGCACAGCCCCUACCCUCAAGCCUACUUCACCACCCCCUACUCCCAUGCCGAAACAGGCCCCUACGGAAUAUUUUUGAAUCCUUGGGCAUUCUUUUUCGUUUCUCCUGUCCCCACACUAAAGAAGAAGCCCGCCGGAGCAGAAGCCCAGCGACUCAACUCCGUCGCGCAGCCCGGCGCCCCGCCACCUCUUCUUCCACUUUUAUCAAAACCACAGAAAAGGAUGAUGAUCUUAAAGUUGGCACUGGCAGUUGUCUUGGCCUCCGGACUUGCUGCAAUUCUUAUAUUUAUGACUGGUCUAUCGGAUUUCAAUUCAGCAUUCCAUCUUUCCCGCGAGGAUUCGGAAGCCUUAGAGUCUCUUCAGAAGGGGUUCCAGAAAUGUGUGAGUGUAAAUGGAUUAGGUUUACAAGCUGAAAUGGGAAGUAAUUUUUGUGAGAUCACACUAAGGUUUCCUAGAGAAACUGUCCCAAUGUGGUCCGAGUCCGAGCGCGUUGCUGAGGGCUCUGUCACCGGCCCCGCGCAGGAGAGCGACUCCCGCUCGCCCUCCGUCGAGGAGAUAGCCGAGGCGGUUGAGGUCCCUCUUCAGUCCGAGCCUCGUAACCAGAGGCGGACCAUUCUCGAGGACUCGGGGAUCCGAGCGCAAAGGUGCACCCUUACUCGGGAGGAGUACCGCAAGGCGAAGCGCCUAGCCUCGGCGCCGGGCGUUACCGUGCGCCGUCCCACUUCCGAACAGUCAGUCUUUGAUGCUCCUCCGGGUUGCUUCGCCAUCCACCUCAAGUCCCUUGAGUACGGGUUCCGCUUCCCCCUCCAUCAGUUAGUCAUAGAUUUUUUCCUCCAUUUUGAUUUUCUCCCUUGCCAAGUCGUGCCCAAAUCCCACCGUUACCUGGCGGGAUUUCUUAUUCGUUGUCAAGGGACCGGGGUUCGCCCCGAUCUGGCUCACUUCUUGUUACUCUUCCGGUUGGCGAAGUCAUCUGGCCGGGCGAACUCCGACUCGGGCUCGUAUGCCUCCAUAUUCCAGAGACAGGAGAAGCUCUUCAGGACGAGGAAGGACUCUGCCAAGAGCUGGAAAGGGAAAUUCGUCUUCGUUUCUCUUUCCUCGGGUUCCCCCUUUCGUAAAGAACCCCUCAGCUCCUUUCGCCGUCGCUCCGCGUGCGUCACCUCGGACAAGAUGCUUGAGGACGUAGAGACGCUCUGCCGAGGGGGGCCCUUCGAAGUCGGUUCGAUAGUAACGAACGAUGCUUUAGCGGCACUCGGCUUCGUCUUCCUAUCCCCGGAUGAUACUCAGCGGAGCAUCGAAGAAGGCCCCUCAGGUGAAAUCAUGCUCUCCAGCGCCGAGCGACUAAAGCUCAUGACGGCCCCUAGCGGCAACUCCCGGGUUCCUACCGUGGCUGGUCGUCCUCCGACUCCCCCCGACGUCGACCGGGAAACUCUGGCCUCGGAUAUGUUUCACGAGAUGGGCUCGGCGAUGAUGCGCAUGGUCGACAUGAGCCAGCGGCUGCGCACUAGCGAGGCCGACCGAAGCAGGGCUUAUGUUGAAAUAGCUGACCUCAACGAGGCGCUAAAGGCGGCCAAGGAGCAAGCUCGCCAGGCCGAGGAGCGGGCCCAGCAGCUCGCGGAGGAGGCUGCUCGCAAGGCGCGCCAGGAGGCUCGCGAUCAGGCCACUCCUGAGGGGAAGGCAUUCGCUCGCUCCGAAGGGACGUCGUGGUACAACCUCGGUUUGUUCCGAGCGCAGCAGGUCCUUUCGGACAGGUUCCUCGCCGGGGAGGACUUCCCCGAGCCAUGCGGCAAUCCUGAUGAGCUCGACACUUCCAUCUACUACACGAAUGGCAGGAACCCAGCCGGCGAGCAGCCGAAUGCCGAUGAGAUGCGAGGAGAGACGCUCUCCUUCGGCAGCUACUCCCUCGGGGGCUCUUCUGCUGUUCCGACCAAGUCGGGGCCGAGCUCGACCCCGCUGCGCUCUCUGCGGGACUCUUGGGACUCGGACUCUGAGUCCGAGUCGGUACACCACGAUCCUUCUGCCAAGAUCCCGGGGUUCAUCUACUAUUCGUCGGAGGAGGACAAGAAGACCCCAUCUCCGCCAGUUCCGCCGGUCCGUCGUGAGGUCGUCGCCCCUCCGGUUCCUGCCGGCCGCGGUGGCCGAGGCCGCCGCCCUCCAGCUCCUCCCGCAGCGGUUCCGAGCGAGAGCUUUGUGGCAUCCCACCAUCCGAGCCGGUGCUUCCUUGAAGACCCAGGCUCGCCCAGCUAUGACGAGUCUACCGGGCACUCCGUCGUCAGUCGGGCUCCUUCACUUUCCUACCCCCCGCCUUGCCCAUGCGAGCGUGGGUGGAACUGUGGCAUGCAUUGAAGUUAACUCUUGCUUUAAUCAUUGUAAUGUGUUUAAUUAUUGUAAGGCGUUUGUGCCAUGCACUUGCCCGUUUUCCGAGAUGAAUAAAAUUUGGAUGUGAUU
Cuscuta campestris is the source of this 4016-nucleotide messenger RNA. The record is from the annotation of a GenBank genome assembly. Lineage: Eukaryota; Viridiplantae; Streptophyta; Magnoliopsida; Solanales; Convolvulaceae.